Messenger RNA from Trichomonas vaginalis G3, 5124 nucleotides. RefSeq lists its product as uncharacterized. Gene Ontology annotation, molecular function: transcription coactivator activity. The record is from RefSeq and is a predicted model, not a curated record. The coding region runs from base 1 to 5124 and encodes 1707 amino acids. NCBI's taxonomy places the organism in Eukaryota, Parabasalia, Trichomonadida, Trichomonadidae. The transcript has a single exon.
AUGUAUGCACCUGCCAUUCAAAAGAGGCUUACGAACAAACAAAAUGACCAUAUAAGAUCGUUAAUGCUGAAACAGAAUUUAUCGUUUGAUGAUUUCAAAUCCAUUGCCCAAUAUUCUUCAGAACAAAUAGAAUUAUUUUUUGAAGGAAACCAAGAUCUAUUUCCCGAAAAAACCGUAUUGUACAAUGUUAUUCAUGAAUUUCUAGCUACAAGAGCAAAAAAUUUAUCAAUUGAUUACCAAGUUUUUAAAUAUUUAUCAAAUUCGAGGUAUUUUUUUCCAACUCAUGUCAUAAGACGCUUCUUCGAGUUGAAGAAAUUACAUAAACAAGGUGAUGACAUAUCAACAAUUUUAUAUAUUAUCAAGGAAAAUAUAUAUGAUUAUUAUGGUAUACUGUUUAGGAAAAAUUCAGCUUACUAUAAUAUUUGCAAAAUAAUCACAGAAACAAUAAUUUCAACUGGUUUUUCGCCUGAAAUCAUUCAAUUUAACCUACGAUUCAGACCACCAGAUAACGGAUUUAUAUUUUGGACUAUUGAUAAAACACGUUGUUCAGUUCAGGUCGGAAAUAUAGUGCACCCAGAUUAUAAAUUUUUGUUUAAAGGUAUCGAUUUCAAAGAAAAUUUUGAAUUAAAAGCUCCUCUUGAUCAAAUCGUCGGAUUGAGAUACUUCAAGAAAGAUUUUCAAUUCCAUUUUGAUGAAUAUCUCAGCACGAAGAAUUUUGUAUUCCAAGUUGUUGAUCAAAUAUCAAAUGCAAAAAAUCCGGAAAUAAUAUCACAAAUCUUUUAUUUCCUUGAAUAUAUUUGUGAUGCAACAGAGUAUCAUAAGUACACAAAUGUUUAUUCAGCUCUCUCUCUGUUAUUUCAUACAAACAAUAACAAGAAUGUCAUUCCACUUCUUGAGCAAAUUGAUAAAAACGUUUAUUACAAAUUAUUGAUAUUUUUUGAUGAAAAAACUAAUCUAUCUGCAAAUAUAACAAACUACAUUAGUUUCAUUAAAGAAAACAGAUCUGUUACCGUAGAUUUCACUUAUGAUAAUGAAGCAGAUAAUUAUGAUUAUUUAGUUGAUAUUGCAAAAGUUUCAUCAAUCAAUUACUUGAUAGAGCAGUAUAAAAACAAAGAAAUGGAUUCUGUUUUAACAAUUUUUGCAUUAUUCCCAGAGUUAAUAAAAUAUGGAGAAUAUUUUAUUGAUUUCAGAGAAGAAAUGAUCCAAGCGUUAGAGAAAAUCAGAGAUACAACAAAUAAUUUAAAGAUUCCUGACAAAUCUCUUGAAGAGAUUUCAAAUGAAAUCAAAAACAUGAAAUUUGUUUCCAAACAGUUCCUUAAUUGCUUUAAUUUCUUAUGGAAUGUUUUACCACAUGAUUAUGUUCUCAAGCUUCCAAACAAAGAUAUUUCAGAUGGACUUUCUUUAUCUACAAUUUACUCUCGUGUCAAUGACAUUAAUAAUAACAAAAUAAUAAAUAAAUUCUUUGAUAUGAUGAAAGGUCUUCCUGAAAUUUCAGAGGCAGCAAGAUCUUUAUUAUUCAAGAAGAUAGCUCUGACUAAUUCAUAUGAUUCUAUAACUUUUCUAAUGCAGAAUUUCAAAAAACUAACUAAGAAAGCUAAAAUUAAAAAAGAUGUUUUUGAACAAUUCUUAAUUGACUGCUGCGAUAAAUUAUUACAAGGUUCCUGCAAUUCUGUUAAGCUCUAUUCAAACUAUGAAAAAUCAUUUGAUCCAAAAAAGAUCAAACAAGCAAAAAUUAUGGAAGAAAUCAAAAAACCAAAAGAAACUAUUGGCAAAGCGUUACUGAUCAAUCUCUUUGACAGGAAAGCUGCAGGUGAAUCCUAUCAAAAAUAUCAAUUAAAUUUGGUAAUUACUUAUUUUUCAAAAUUACGAUACUGGUUUGAAAAAAUUCCUUUAUUUUUUGAAAGUGAAGAUGAGGAUGAAUUAAAAUAUAACAAAGCCAAUAAGAAAGAAUUAUUCGAAAUGAUUAUUGAUGCAGAUCAGCGAGGUCAAUUUGAUGAAUCAAUGACUAAGGAAUUCACUAUUUUCUACAGCGAUAGUCCGGAAUUGGUUGUAUAUGAUAACAAAGAUUUUACAAAAAAGGAAUAUAGAUCACUUUUUCAUAUCUUUAUUUUUGAAGAUGGAGGAAAACAACCAAGAUACUCUACUGCACCGCCUGGAAAUUUAAUUUCUGUCAAAUUUCCUAUAUGUUACAAACCAAUAAAGUGUUCAUUUUCUGAUCUGAAAUCAACUUUUGAUAAGGCAGUCAAAGUUUGUAACCAGGAUAUUGAAGUUUUCUACAAGGAUAUGUUCCUAGAAGUUGUAGAUGAAAAGAAAGAGGAAAUUCCAAUUGAUAAAAUCUUGAAAGAAAUAGAAACAAAUACUAAUAAUCAAGAAAAAGAAGAAAAACCAAAUGAUGUUUAUAAUAAACAAAAGAUAAAUGAUCUUGUAGCGAAAGAAGAAUUUUCAAAUCAAACGAAAACUGAAAUUAUAAAGAAAGAUGAAUUAUCUAAUCAACAGAAACCUGAAAUUAUAAAGAAAGAUGAAUUAUCUAAUCAACAGAAACCUGAAAUUAUAAAGAAAGAAGAAUUAUCAAAUCAAACGAAAACUGAAAUUAUAAAGAAGGAUGAAUUAUAUAAUCAACAGAAACCUGAAAUUAUAAAGAAAGAUGAAUUAUCAAAACAACAAAGUUUGCAUGAUUCAACACAACAAAAUAUUGGUUCAAUUCAACAAGAAAAAGCAGAAGAACAAAAGCAAUCUAUUCCUACAGAAAAGAAGCCCGUUUUAAUUCCAUUUCAACCAAUUAAAAAUCAAGUUGAAUCUGAUAAAUUAAAAUACAAAGGUGUCGAUUAUCUUUAUGUAAAAAGAAUUGGAGAUAAGUUCAUUUCAAACUUUUCAAAGAUUGAAAUCAAUGCAAGAGAUGUUAAUGAUAUUCAGUACACUCCAUUUGAAAUCUACAUCAGAUAUUUUAGUUGUUUUAAUGAAAUCCCAUAUAUCCAAAAUAGUCCCGAAUUAAACAAUUGUAUUCGAUAUUCAUACAACAAUUGUUUGAUCACAUUUUAUGUUUAUUUCAACAAUUUCAUCAAAGGAGAUUUCGAAUACAAAGGAAACAUCAUGAUCAAUAAUUUUAUUUUCCCAUUUGAUUUCAAAUUCAAUGUUAUUGAUACUAUUUGUUAUGUUUCUAUUCCCGGAUUACAGUUUUCAAUUGAUCAACAAACACAAAGACCAUUUACAUCAUUUAAUAGUAUCGAAAAACCAUUCAAGAUCAAUUCCUUUGAUUCUAAAUUUAAUGAACUCAAAAAUCAAAUAGAAAUCUAUGGAAACGCUUCAUUAAACGAAAAUUCAGAACUUGAAAUCAAAGAAAAAUCAAGUUUUGGUGUUGUUGUUUAUUUGUCCAAACAAAACUCAAUGUACACAGGAAUAAAUUUCUAUCCAAGUGACAGCACUGAUAGCUUAGAAAUGUUUUAUUUCCAUCCAGGAUUGAGACAAUUUUGUAAAACAGACAAAAUAUUUGCCGGUUUCUAUGCUACUUAUUGUAAUUUUUACAUCAAAGGAUAUGAUGAAUCAAAAUAUCAAAUUACAUUUAAUCCAAGCAAUAAGAUAUUCUUUAACCAACAUUCUUACAAGAACAAUAUAUUAACAUUUAGUUACGCCUUCAAAACAACUUCAAGAAAACAAGUUUUCAUUGAAAUUGUUUUUACUUCUGAAAAAGAAACAAAAACUUUCCGAUUUGAAGUCAUCAAUACUCAGCUUGAAAUCAUAGAAAACAAUAAUGAAAUAUGCUGCAGAUUUGAAUAUGAAGAACUUAAUACAAUUCCUUGUUUGUAUUAUGAUAUUGAUGAUAACAUUUUCAAGCCAAUUAAACCAAAUGAAUUUAUACAAAAACCAAAAUAUAAAUUCAUUGUUUUGAGUUGUUUUAAUUACAAUUUCAUUUCUUAUGAUGAACCCAAUUGCCAGACACAUGUCAAAUUCAAAUACGAGAACAUUUAUCCACCAAAUGUUACAAACUUUUGUUUCCUAGUUCUUGAAAACAAUGACAAAAUUAGAAUCAUCAAAAAAGAUGAAUUUAAUCCAAGAACAAUGAGGAAAAUUUGCGCAAGAUUAUGUGACUUUGAUUUUGAUCCAAACAAUGAUGAUAAUAUGAAAUGGAGAUUCACAUGGAUUCCAAUAUCUCAAGAUGUGACUUAUAUCAAUGAGAUUCUUUCUGAUUACAAAAAUCUUGAUGAUUUUUGUUCGAUUUUCUUCAAAUUUAUUCGCGAAGAAAAACCAAAAGAGGAUCUUAAAAAUACAGUUAUUAAGUAUUUUCAAGAUAGAGUUAACAUGAUAAUAUCAAUGAGAGGUUUCUUGAGAUUCCCAAUGAAUGGAAAGAAAUUGAAAGAAGCUGCAUUUUCAAUUUCAGGCGUGACCAAGUUUUCGCCAGUAGAAUGCAUGAUGUUUGAGAAAUCUUUCAAAGAAAAUGAUGUAAUUAUGUUCACAAAGAAUAAUAUUACAAUAGUUAAUUCAAAGAAUAUUGAUAUGAAAUCUGUUGAAUCAUUUUCGUUUGAUUUUGGUGAUUUUGCAACUAAUGAUUAUUUAGUUAUUAAUGAAAAUCGAACAUUGGAUAUUGAUUAUGCGCUUUAUUUAUGUUCAUUUUUACCUUUAUUAAUCAAAAAGCAAUUAAUAAGUGAAGAUUAUGCAAUAAAAUUAUAUUCAGAAUUAGAGAAAUAUCAUCUUAGUUCUAAUAAUGAUACAAACGAAAUAAUCAAGGAAUUCAACAAGUCAUUUCAAAUGAUUAAAAAUAUGAUAACUAAAAAUAAUGACAUUACAUCAAUUAAUCCAUCAAAUGUCAUCAAGAACUCAAUUCCAUCAUUUGAAUUAAGCAAUCAACAAGUUAUUAACCAAGUUUCAACAAAUUAUCAACAAAAUAUCCAACAAUUUGUUGGAUAUAAUCAAAAUCAACAAAACACGCAACAAUUUGUUGGUUACAACCAAAUACAAAAUCAACAAAACACACAACAAUUCGUUAGUUAUAUUCAAACAGUAAAUCAACAAGUAAAUGCGCAACAAUUUGUUGGUUACAAUCAACCACAAAGUUACCAAAACAACCAACAGACAGAAAAUACUCAACCAUUUGCUAAUUUUAUGAAUGAUAAUCCUUAUUUGUUAUAA